Saccostrea cuccullata (small rock oyster) is the source of this 903-nucleotide messenger RNA. RefSeq lists its product as uncharacterized. The transcript has a single exon. Gene Ontology annotation, biological process: proteasome-mediated ubiquitin-dependent protein catabolic process; protein polyubiquitination. Lineage: Eukaryota; Metazoa; Mollusca; Bivalvia; Ostreida; Ostreidae. The record is from RefSeq and is a predicted model, not a curated record. The annotation marks the transcript as partial. Gene Ontology annotation, molecular function: ubiquitin protein ligase activity.
UUUACUCUCAGGCCAGUCAAGGUUGAAGAUAUUUUUACAAAGUUUGGGUUUCUGACUCCUGAACCUAAAAAUCAAGACAAAAAUGUCUUCGUUCCUGCAGAGGUAAACCAAACAUUCGAAACAAUUAAAAGUGGCUUCCCUUCAGACAAUCUGGUAGCAUGCGUCUCAAAGGAAGAAGUUUGGAUCACUGGUAAAGAUAAAAUAAUGAAGCGUUUUGACAGCCAAAAUACCCUUUUAGAGACAGUUGAUACGUUAACGGGAAAUUGGCCCUGCGAUGUAUGUUUGACCAAACAUGGAGAUCUUUUGUAUAGCGACUGGAACGAUAGGAGUGUGAAUCUUGUAAAUGGCGGGCAAAUUAAAAGAACUGUUGCACUGGACGGGUGGAAACCUUCAGGAAUUUGUCCCUCGUGUGUUGGCGAACUUCUGGUGUGCAUGCAGAGUCAUAAUGUGCACGAAAGCAAGGUUGUCCGAUUCUCGAAGUCCGUUGUAAUACAGGAAAUACAGUACGGUAGUAAUGGGAAGCCUCUUUAUAGCAGUGGCGGUUACACGAUGUUUAUAGCUGAAAAUAGAAACUUGGACGUCUGCGUGAGUGACUUUCGAGCACGUCAGGUUAUAGUGGUGAGUCAGUGGGGCAAACUUCGCUUCAAGUAUGACGGAAAAAUCAGCUCAGAACGGGCUUUCUCACCAUAUGCCAUUGACACAGACAAGAUGUCGAGGAUAUUUAUAGUGGACAGCGGAAGUCGUUGUAUCCACGUGAUUGAUGCCGACGGCCAUUUUCUCGCCUUCAUUCCAGCAUGCGGGAAUAUUGAACCGCUUGGACUGAGCAUGAAGGAUGGCGUUAUGUUCGUUGGAAGUGGCAAUAGUGACAUUGUUAACUGUAUGAAGUACAAUAAUUACAUAUAA